This is a messenger RNA of Cajanus cajan (pigeon pea), 1131 nucleotides long. RefSeq names its product protein RER1B. The record is from RefSeq and is a predicted model, not a curated record. Gene Ontology annotation, cellular component: Golgi membrane. Gene Ontology annotation, biological process: protein retention in ER lumen; retrograde vesicle-mediated transport, Golgi to endoplasmic reticulum. Lineage: Eukaryota; Viridiplantae; Streptophyta; Magnoliopsida; Fabales; Fabaceae.
GGUAAGGGUGACGAAAACGUAGUAUAGAUCUGAUAGUACCUUACCUUACCUUCCACCCUCUCAAGUCUUAAGUUUUAACUUAACAUGAGAUGAGACAGAGGGUUGACGGAAAAAAAACCAAAUAGAAAGAAAAAAAAGUGCCAUCAACGCGCCUCGUAGUUCUGCUUAGACACCAGGUGAGAGCGAGGUUGUGAUUUGAAUGGAGGGAAGUGGAGGUGGCGCCGCUUCGCCGUCUGCUCCGGUGACGCAAUACCUGCACGACUUCUCGAAGCUGUUUCAAUACUAUCUCGAUAAAUCUACUCCCCAUUCUGCCUACAGAUGGAUUGGGACUCUGGUCAUCGCAUCCAUCUACGUUUUGCGCAUUUUUUAUGUGCAGGGAUUUUACAUUGUCUCUUACGGCCUCGGAAUCUACCUCCUCAAUCUCUUGAUUGGUUUUCUCUCCCCUUUGGUUGAUCCAGAGCUCGAUCCCUCCAACGCCCCUAUGCUUCCAACCAAAGGCUCUGAUGAGUUUAAACCCUUCAUUCGCCGCCUACCUGAGUUCAAGUUCUGGUAUUCUUUCACCAAGGCUCUCUGCAUAGCGUUUGUGAUGACCUUCUUUUCCCUAUUUGAUGUUCCUGUCUUUUGGCCCAUAUUACUCUGUUACUGGUUUGUUCUCUUUGUCCUUACAAUGAGGCGCCAAAUUGCUCACAUGAUUAAAUACAAAUAUAUCCCCUUCAACUUGGGGAAGCAGAAGUAUGGCAGUAAGAAAUCUUCUGCAGGUAGCAGUGGCUCUCGAGCAGACUGAAACUUUGUUCUCAUGAUUUGAAGAUCUAUUAAGUUAGCUUUUGUGAACGUUCAGGGCUUCAGGCUAGUUAAUUUCCCCCAUUUUUUAUGAAAGAAUUUGUAUUCAGGAUUUGUGGAUGCCGGUAUGCACUAUGCAGUUACAGAAAAUCUUAAAUGUCCACUCAUUAUUAUAUCAUACCUGAAGACGUGCUAAUAUUGGCAGUGAAUUUCAUUGUCGUUACACGUAUAUUGAUUGGAUUUUCUUGUAAAUCUCAGCUUGUAUUUUGAAUUUUUGAUGCUGUAAUUUCUCCAUACCUGGUGCCUUCUGGCUCAAUAUUCAGGCAAAGUGCAUCCAUCGCUUUCGCUUUC